CCGAAAUAUAGCAUCCUUGUUGACAAAUAUGUACAGUUAAAUGUAUUGUCUGGUUGGUUAAAUGUAGAUGACAGCCUUCAUGAAUUUCAGAUUGCUGUAAGUGGCCAUGCCUCCUGUGAUAGUGUCCCCAGAUCUGGAUGUCACAUCCUUCCAGAAUGAUCUUGGACAGCUGGAUAUUGACUUCCUCUUACCUAAUGGUAUAUGUGUACCAUUACAGGUAGACAUAGAUAGACCACUUGAUCAAAUAAAACAGGAACUAUGGAAACAAGCUGCAAAUUACCCACUGUUCCAGCAGCUGGCAACAUUUGACAAAUAUGGCUUUCUUUACAUUAGCAGUGAAGGACUAAAGGAGGAUGUUAUGGAUGAAAGUGUUGGGAUAGUGGAGUUACGCUUGGCUGCAUCUUUCCUUAAAGUAGUGGAGAAACCUGCUGACGACAAACGUAAAACAAUUGACAGACAGAUUAACAGUUUGAUUGGCAUGAAAGGUUCUAACUACAUUCAAGCUCAGCAUUCAGUGAGUAAGGCAGAAAUAUCUGAGUUUAGACAGAAAAUGACCACUUAUUGUAACAACGAUAUACUGAAGCAAGCCAAUCAGGAUCCAACUGGGUUGGUUUAUUUUGAAUACAAGCAUCCAUGUCGACUAAGAAGUACCCGAGACCUGCCACCAGAUGUAGAGAACAUUGUUAUCAAUCAUAUUGUAUUGACUGUGAUUGUAGAGGAAACUGGGACUUCAUACAAAUUGAGAGUCAAUAAAUUGUCCACACCAGAUGAGUUAGUGAAAAUGACAGUAGAUAAAUGGUCAAGCAAAUCAGGACUGAAAACUAAAGACUGCAAUAAUUAUAUUCUUCAAGUUCUCGGAAUGAAUGAUUUUCUUUAUGGUGAUAAUCCACUGGUAAUGUUUAAGUAUGUUUAUUCCUGUAUUGUGAAAAACACAGCACCAGAAUUUUGGCUGAAGACUAAAUCAUCUGUCUUAGAAAAACAAGAGGUGUCACAACCACACAAAUCUUCCAGAACCUCUUUCCAGGAAGAAAGAAGAAAUACUGUGCGAUCAGAGAAGAGAAGUGGACAUUGUGUGUGGGACAUACACAAUAACUUUUAUAUAACCUUACACACAGCAUGCAAUGUUCAAGUUCCUGAAAACUGCAGAAAUUUAGUACGUCUGUGUGUAGGAGUGUUCCAUGGACCUGAUCCUUUGUGUAGUAUACAAGAAACCAAAGAAGUCUCAGUUUCACAAGAUGGAUUGUGUAGCUUUAAUGACUGUAUAAACUUUGACAUUAAAGUACAGGAUCUUCCUCAAAUGAGCCGAUUAUGUUUUGGACUCCAUUCCAAGAAAGGAAAGGAACCAUUAUUAUUAGCUUGGGCUAAUAUUCCAAUUUUUGACUACAAAUCAAAUCUACAAAAAGGGAAACUGAAGUUACCAUUGUGGCCAAGAUCAGAACUUAUACAACAGGAAGAGUCAAACUGUUACCCUAUUGGAACAGUAGCCACAAAUCCUCAGGGAGAUUGUUCUAUGAUAGAAUUUAGUGUUCCAGAUUUUAAUAAGAAGGGAUCUAUAUAUUACCCUCCUAUUGAAAAGGUUUUACAAUGUGCCAGUGACCAUAUGGAGGAGCCAGGGAAAUGUGGGUCACCAGUGUUAGAACUGGCCAGUACUCAUAUAGAAGUUCCAGGAAUGCCAGGCUCUACUACAUGGAGACCAAAUAAGAAUAUUGUUCAGCAGUUGGACAGCAUUUUGAAAGCUAACCAGUACAUAGUAAUUCAGACGUUGGACGAACAGCAGAAACAACUUAUUUGGUGGAUGCGUUAUGACAUACGCGACAAAUUCCAUGAGUUCCCACACGCUCUGUUGUAUGUGUUAUAUUCAGUCAGCUGGGACAACCAUAUUGAAGUUUCCAAGAUGCAGGCUCUAUUACAGACAUGGCCUACACUAGAGGCAGAUCAAGCAUUAACAUUGCUAGAUUUUACAUUCCCAGAUAAAUAUGUAAGAAAGAAAGCUACUGAAUGGUUAGAUGAACUGACUGACGAAGAAUUGGCUCAGUAUUUGCUUCAGUUGGUACAGGCUUUGAAGUAUGAGAACUAUUUAAAUUGUGAUCUAGUCAAAUUCCUGUUACGGAGAGCACUUCAGAAUCGUAAUAUAGGACAUAAAUUAUUUUGGUUGCUCAAGUCAGACAUGCAUGACCCAUCUGUUACCGUCCAGUAUGGUUUAAUCAUUGAAAUAUAUCUCAAGGCAAACCCCAGUCAUAUGUCCAUCUUAGAUAGGCAGCAGAUCAUCUUACAAAAACUCAAAUCUAUCACAGAUAUACAUACUAAAGCAGCAACAUUUGCUAAGAAGCAGAAAUUACAACAGAGUACAUGGCUUAAUUUGAAGAAAAAGGGUAAAGAAAAAGAUGACUCUCCAUUACAGAAAGUUAUGCAGAUGGGAGCAUACAAAGAGGCGUUCUGUAAUAUAUAUAGUCCUAUCACCUUAAUGUAUAAAUUAGACAAAAUUGUCGAGAAAUCCUGUAAAGUAAUGGACUCUAAAAAGAAGCCAUUUUGGCUGGAAUGGACAAAUGCUGAUGAAAAAGGACAAAACAUACAGUUGAUUUAUAAAUGUGGAGAUGAUUUACGGCAAGAUAUGCUGACAUUACAGAUUUUAGAAGUCAUGGAUACUAUAUGGCAAUCAGAAGGCUAUGAUCUCAGAUUAAACCCAUAUGGAUGUGUUGCCACUGGAUGUGAAGAGGGUAUGAUUGAAGUUGUACAGAAAUCUUUAACACUUGCCGGAAUACAAAAAUGGAGAAAACAAGGACUGGAUAAGAAUUCACUUUAUGAUUGGUUAAAACAUAAAAAUCCAAGUGAACACAGUUUACAAAGAGCAGUUGAAGAAUUUAAGCUGUCCUGUGCUGGAUAUGCUGUGGCUACCUACAUCUUAGGAGUAGGUGACAGACAUAAUGACAACAUAAUGAUGAAAGAGACUGGACAGUUGUUCCAUAUAGACUUUGGACAUUUUCUUGGAAAUAAGAAAACAAAGUUUAACAUUCGCAGAGAACGAGUACCAUUUAUUCUAACUAGCCAUUUUGAAUAUGUCAUAAAGGAUGGUGAAAAAAAGCCACAAAAUUUCCAUGAUUUUAAAGAAAUUUGUGAGAGGGCUUACUUAAUCAUUCGUAGCAGAGCACCACUACUGAUUCAGUUGUUUAUGAUGAUGCUUUCCUCAGGAAUACCUCAGCUAAAUAAUGUCUCAGAUAUUGAUUACAUUAAAGAAGUUCUUGCUUUGAACUCUACACAGGAUGAGGCUUUAGAGAAGUUCAGGAAAAAAUUCAAAGAAGCUCAAGAUAACAGUUGGUCAACUACAGUAAAUUGGUGGUUCCACAUGAGAGCCCACUGAAAACAAGUGCCACACAAAUCAUGUGAUUGAAUUGCAAUUUUAUAUUCCAGCCUCAGUUUGAAGUUUAUUGUUGAUUUGCAAACCAAAUAUGUGUUCACGCAAAAUCUGGUGAUUAUUUAUAUGAAGACAUUCCAUUGUUAUUGUUUUAUUACAAAAAUAAUUUUAUUAUUGUUAUUUAUGAUGAAAAUGUAAUUUUUUCUGUUGAUCUUGUGACAUAGUUUUAUAGAAUAUGGUAUAUUUCUUCUACAGCAUACAUGUAUAUUUACAUAGUGCAAGAAAUCUAGGUUUAUGAUAGGGGGAUAAUGCAGCCUCCUAUUUUGCUUGAAGUCAAAUCUGUAGACCUGUUUAUGAAAAAUCACAUGUAAGGGCUAUUCUAUUCAAAUGUUAUUUGAGGAUAGGGGAGCACCUGUUUUUUUAAGACUCUCAAAUAGAAUAAAAUACAAAAUGUCUAAUGUAGAAAAUGGUGUGUACUACUACUAAAAAAUGAACGUGUAAAGAAGUAUUUAAAUUUAUUGGGUGGUUGUGUUUUUUGACAACUGUUUUAUGAAUCAUAAUUUUAGAUAAAAAAUUAUUUUAUGGGAGACUGGGGUUUUAAAAAAAAAGUACCUCAUGACCCCUUCCCCUCACACAUUGGAUUCCAGAUCAGGCCUAAGUAAAAUAGCCCCAAUGCCAUACCAUUCCGGAUUUUUUUUUUUUUUUUAUUAUUUCCACUUUAUAUAUUGUGUUGCUAUAUUUUUGUAGUGAUUUAUUAGAUUUGUUUCAUCACAUAGAGUGAUAACUUAUUUAUUAUAUAUUUCUGAUAUAUGAAUAAAAUGAUAGUUUUUAACAUAUAUGAAAGUUUAUAAAUAUUGGCUACGGUGCUGGUUCACCUAGUAUAUAAUACUUUAAGGCCAAAAUAAAUAAAAUAAUGUGUGUUUAGGGUUUCUGUGCAUACCCAUUAUCAUGAUAGAUGGAAGCUCCUUUACAAAUAAUCUGCAGUUGGUUCAGAUUGUAUAAAAAACUUGACCUCAAAAGGCAAUUUUGAUUCUAAUUGACAAUUUUUUGAAAAUCUUCUCAUCUGUAAUUACAUGAGGAAAUGUUUCAAGCUUGACCUAGUAUUUUUAAUUCAUACUUAGGAUAUUCAGUUGUUAAAAUCACAACAAAAGUCCUAAAUUCAUAUAUUCUAGGUAAAUAAACCAUUUAAUAAAAGCUAUAAAUUUUUCAUCUAGCUUCUCUGUUCUUUAAAAGUCUGAAACCCUAAUGACACUUUUUUGUUUGGCCUAAGAUAUUUAUUUAUACCAUACAAGUGUUUUUAUACAUUGAUGCCAGUUGUUUGUGGUUUGUUUAAUGGGACUAAUUUGCUGUUUUUAGAGUCAUUGUUUUACAGUUGCACAUAUGAAAUCAUGAGUAAUUAUCUUGUAUUUCUUAAAAAAUUAAAUCACGAUCAAGAUCAUGUUUUAUCUAGAGUUUUGCGGACACCAAAACCGAAAAAAUUGGCUCCUUGUAGUAAUAUUUCCUGAUAUAAGAAAUUUACUUUUAAUUUACAAGAUUUUUAUCAAAAUUAUUAAGUCUUAUUUAUUUAUAUAAAGUAUUAAGUACUUUUGUAACAAAGGUAUUGAAUUGAAUGGAUACUAUAUUUCAAAUUUAUCAUUUAACACAAAAAAUCAAGUACAUAUAUGAAUAUUUUAAACAUAAAAUAUCUUGUGAAAAAAAAAUAAUAUGAAAUCCAAUCUUUCACCAUUGCUUUCAUUUGCUAAAAAAGAUCUCAAUAUUUUGAACAAAGAUAUGGACACAAAUGAAUAAUUUGCAUUUUUUUCUAAAAAAAAAUGUUUUGUAACUUAAACAUUCCUACAUGCCAUCAAACUGGAGUUGUCUCCCAUUCUGUUAUUUUUUUUUUAAUUGCAAAUUUUUCAAUUUUCAAAAUUUUAUUGAACAGAUAUAUUUUUAAGUAAAAAAUACAGCAAAAAUUAAUCACUUAUUGAGUUACAAAAAUGUUAAAGACAUUACAGGCUAGCAUAACUAGAGUUACAUAUUUUCAUUCACUCUAUUAAAAAAUGUUAUUUACAAGAUUUGAAAAAAAAAUAGAAAAACAAAAAUAUAUUGUAGAAGUAUUGAGUGUCAAGUACUUUGUGUUAAGUAAAAUUUUGAAAAACAAGUAUCAGAUAUAAAAAAAAAUAAAUUGUUUGAAAACCUACUUAAAUGGGAGACAACUCUUACUUUCCAGAUUAACAUGAAAUGAUAUGAUGAGAAUAUAAAUCAAAUUCACACUUUUUAGUUUGAAAAGAGGGAGUUUGACUGAUUAUUCCACGUCGUCAUUUACAUUGCCAGAUAUUUACAAAAUGCUUUUGCCAUAAUAAAUUUUACAUAGAUUUUGUAGUAAAUGCUAGUUUUAUUUUUGUGUACAAUUUGUCUCAUAGAAAGUGCCAUUUAUUAUUGUUUGUAUUACUGAUGAUUCAUGUCACACAGAAAUUUUUUUAUUCUAAUUAAAUUUGUAUUUGUAAAUACCCAAAUUUAAAAUCCUGAUGAAAAAAACCUGAAUUUACAGUUGAAGAAUUGAUUGAUUGUUUUUGUUUUACUUUAGCUACUACAUGUCAGAUUUAUAAAAUUGGUCAGUUUUAAGUGGCUCAGGAAGUCAAAGUUUACUUCUGUCUUGGGCUGGUAGUUGACAAACCUUAUCAUGUACAGUUUCAAAUUGUUGUGAUCGUCAAUUUUGAAAUCUUGUUUUAGAAAUUAAACGUAAUCAUCAUGCAUUAGAAUACAGUACACAUUGAUUAUCACGACUAAUUCAAUGUAUAAUCUUUUUUGUGCUGGGAGUUAAAUUCACUCAGCAAUGCUUAGUUGGCACUCCUCAUCAAUACUUUUACAUUCUUUAAACGAUUUGCACUUGGGAUAUUUUUGUCCAUUUUAGGUGAUCAUGAAAUAAGUUAGAAAAUUUUCCUAUUUACAGUUUUAAGAAAUAAUUAGUACAUGAGACAUUUUAAAGAAAAUUCAGAUAAAACAAGUAUGUAAUUUUUAAGAUACCAUUUAGGACAACCAAGAUGAAAUGUGAGUUAGAAAAUAGAUAAACUCUAACAACAUGUUUAAAUUUGCAAAAAGUAAAAGCUGAUAUUGAAAGAUGAUUGAACUAUAAAUUUAAUUGUAAUUAGUUAGUUUUGCAAAGAGUUUUUAUCACAAAUAGUUUAUGGUUUUGGGUAACCAUACAAGUUUUUAAAAAAAAGAAUCUUAAAACAAAUAUUUUGUAUGUCAAAUCACAGACUUUUCUAAUAUUUAAGAGCAUUUUGUGUGAUAGACAAAGUGUAUUGAAAAAAGAAAGAAAAUCUGUAUUAUUUAAAAUAAGAUAAAGAUCUGGUAUAUGCUAACUUAUUUUACCAGUUUCUGUUUUGUUUGAAUAGGAAUAUUGAUAGAUAAUCUAUGGUUUCGAAAAUGAAAGUUUCUUGGCUGCGAUCUCUCUCAUGAAAGGGCAAUAGCCCUUAGAUGAGAUUUUGCUGAGAAAUUUUUUGUGUUUGAUAGAUCAUAUAUAACCUGUUUAUCACUAUUUUCCUAGGCAAUGUCAAUGACCUUAACUUCUGACAUCAUUGCAUUCUCACUUUACUCGACUAAGAAAAAACCCAUCUCAGUCAAGUUGCUUGAGGUAGAAAAUUAUCACACAGAAAGAUCAAAGAAAAAUUUCAGAAAAUGUCAACAAUUAUCAUUCACAAGAAUAUUUGCCAUAAAGAUUUAUUACCCUGAUGUUAUGAAAAAGACAAUUAUAUGAUUAUCUAAAGUCAAUCUAAUCUUUAAAUUUGAUAUUCUAAUUUUGACCAAUAAUAUGCACACACAAAACUGUGUACAGUAGUUGUAGAAUUUAAUAUUUUCAGAAAAACAUAAUCCUUGAAAUGACAAAACUUAUGUCUGAUCUAUGGAGGAGUGUAGAUAGAUGUUUUAAGAUAAGCUUGAAAUUUAUAUAUAUAUACAUGUAUUAUAAAUACUGUGGAUUCAUUAUUAUUCGUUGGAUACUAAUUUUUGUGGAUUUUGUGGUUAUAGGUGAACCACGAAUUUAAAUGUUCAGCAAAUUACAAAUUUUCAAUAGGCUUGUAUGCAAACCACGAAAUAAGAUAUCUAAUUAGAAAAUGCAAGUUUUCCGCAAUCCACGAAAAAUUGAUUCCCACGAAAAUAAAUGACUUCACAGUAGAAUACAAUACAAGGUGAUCUUAGCAUAAUGAUCUCUAGUAUGUGCAAUAUGAUAAACUAAUUGAAUGUGAUUUAUAUCAACAAGGUAAUACCCAGUAGAUAUUGAUAAUUUAAAUCUUUGAUCGUAAACAGAAUAAAGUUGUAAUAUAUUUUGUAGAUAAUUUUUAAUAUGCAUAAUAGUCAUAUUUUUAGUGUUAAUAUAUUUUUACAUGUGAAAGUUUUUUAACAGAAUAUGAAAGUGCUUCUUUAUUAGACAUUCUUCUUAAUUAGCCAACUUUAUUUUUAUAAACUUUUCACCCCAAAUUUACACUGCUAUAAAAGUACCAGGUUAAAAAAAAAAAAAAAAUUCCCUUUAAAUUUUUAAAUUACCAAUGUUUUCAAGAUUUAAAAAAAAAUUUAUUUUAUUUUCCUACUUUUAUUUAGCACACUGCUUCCACCACAUAAUGACUUUUAUUACAUUCAUGACAAAGGCUUAGAGGAUGAUAUUAAAUCUAAUGAGGAUGCACUGUUCAUAUCAGUUAUUUUGAUAUUUUGAUUAAAGGUAUGAAACAACGAAUUUUUCCUAUCCUAAAGCUUGUUUUUUCACACACUAAUAACAUCAUCCAGCAAUUUUCUAGUGGCUUGAAAGUUUUGUUUUGAAGAUUAAAAUUUAAUUAGUUAGCUCUAACCUAUAUUAAAUGCACAAAUGAAAUUUACUCCUGCCGACUCAAAGAGAGCAUACAAAAGAUUUAGUUCAAAUGUUAAUCCUCACUCACGUUUGCUAAUUCUGUUUUAUAAAUGAUUCAAGGUUCUGUAUAUACAUUCCUCUUUAAAUUAAUGUUCUUCAUCAUUCCCUGUUGCUUUAUCAUCCAUUAAACCAUUAUACCAAUUUGUAUGACUCGUUUAAUUAUAUAUAAUAUAUUGUAUGGUAGUAAUUUUACAUCAAACAUCAGCAACUCAAGAAGGAUUAUUUUUUUUUUGGAAAUAUUUAUUCCAAUUUGAACGCAAAUUACCAUGAACCAAAAUAAAAAUUAAUAGAAAUUUAUUAACAACUUUUCUGGAUUAUUUAAAGCUUGAAAUAUUGCAUACACAUUUUGUUUGUUAUUGAAGACCACUUCUAGACAACCUUUAGGUUUUAUGGUUAGCUGCUGUUCCUGAACAUAUUUUGUACUUCAUCAAUUUAAACCUUUUGCUGUAAAACUGGAUAUUGUUACUUAAAGUGCCUUGGUUUCGAUAACGUUUAACUAAUUAUAGAGUCUAUUUCUAUGAUUUUUUUACAGAAGAUAAUUGUUACUGAUAAAAUAUUUAAAAUAAAAUUAACUAAAAUAACAAAAA
Mytilus californianus (California mussel) is the source of this 8821-nucleotide messenger RNA. Its product is annotated as phosphatidylinositol 4,5-bisphosphate 3-kinase catalytic subunit beta isoform-like. Gene Ontology annotation, molecular function: 1-phosphatidylinositol-3-kinase activity; 1-phosphatidylinositol-4-phosphate 3-kinase activity. Bases 107 to 3358 code for a protein of 1083 amino acids. Gene Ontology annotation, cellular component: plasma membrane; cytoplasm; phosphatidylinositol 3-kinase complex. The transcript has 26 exons. Gene Ontology annotation, biological process: cell migration; phosphatidylinositol 3-kinase/protein kinase B signal transduction; phosphatidylinositol-mediated signaling. The record is from RefSeq and is a predicted model, not a curated record. NCBI's taxonomy places the organism in Eukaryota, Metazoa, Mollusca, Bivalvia, Mytilida, Mytilidae.